Mesoplodon densirostris (Blainville's beaked whale) is the source of this 4543-nucleotide messenger RNA. RefSeq names its product zinc finger protein 609 (gene ZNF609). The coding region runs from base 303 to 4538 and encodes 1411 amino acids. The transcript has 10 exons. The record is from RefSeq and is a predicted model, not a curated record. Gene Ontology annotation, biological process: regulation of transcription by RNA polymerase II. Gene Ontology annotation, cellular component: nucleus. NCBI's taxonomy places the organism in Eukaryota, Metazoa, Chordata, Mammalia, Artiodactyla, Ziphiidae.
GUAACGGAUGGCGGCCUGGGCCCCGUAGCAGCGGCGGCUCGACGGCUCGGGGCCCGGGCGGUUGGAGGUGGCGGUUCCCGGGACCGGCCGCGCGGUGAUCUGUGAUCAGUGAUCUUUGAUGUUACUGCUGUGACUUGCUGAAGGCUCAGAUGAUGGUUAGCAUUUUAAAAUGAAGCAAUGAUGUUGUCCACUGGGCAUAUACUGACCAAUGUGGCAGGUCUGAGAACAUAGCUGAAGCUGAAAAUAGGAAAGCUGGGGGCAAGGAAGAGCCUUGAAUCUUGAGGUGGGACGUUGACUCUAAGAUGUCCUUGAGCAGUGGAGCCUCCGGAGGGAAAGGAGUGGAUGCAAACCCGGUUGAGACAUACGACAGUGGGGAUGAAUGGGACAUUGGAGUAGGGAAUCUCAUCAUUGACCUGGACGCCGAUCUGGAAAAGGACCAGCAGAAACUGGAAAUGUCAGGCUCAAAGGAGGUGGGGAUACCAGCUCCCAAUGCUGUGGCUACACUACCAGACAACAUCAAGUUUGUGACCCCAGUGCCAGGUCCUCAAGGGAAGGAAGGCAAAUCAAAAUCUAAAAGGAAUAAGAGUGGCAAAGACAUUUACAAACCCACUUCAGGGACGUCCCUGUUCACUCAAAAUGAGGGGGCAGCUAGCAAGAAAGAGGUGCAGGGACGCUCAGGAGAUGGUGCCAAUGCAGGAAGCCUGGUUGCUGCUAUUGCUCCCAAGGGCUCAGAGAAGGCGGCUAAGGCAUCCCGCAGUGUAGCCGGCUCCAAAAAGGAGAAGGAGAGCAGCUCAUCUAAGAGCAAGAAGGAGAGAAGCGAAGGAGUGGGAACUUGUUCAGAAAAGGAUCCUGGGGUCCUCCAGCCAGUUCCCUUGGGAGGACGUGGUGGUCAGUAUGAUGGAAGCACAGGGGUGGAUCCAGGAGCUGUGGAGCCACUUGGGAGUAUAGCUAUUGAGCCUGGGGCAGCGCUCAACCCUUUGGGAGCUAAACCGGAGCCAGAGGAAGGGGAGAAUGAGUGUCGCCCGCUAAAGAAAGUCAAGUCUGAAAAGAUGGAGUCCCCUGUCUCCACACCAGCAGUGCUACCACUGCACCUUUUGGUGCCAGUGGUCAAUAAUGACAUCGCAUCCCCCUGUGAGCAGAUCAUGGUUCGUACCCGAUCAGUUGGGGUCAACACAUGUGAUGUGGCUCUGGCCACAGAGCCCGAGUGCCUGGGCCCCUGCGAACCUGGGACAAGCGUCAACCUUGAGGGCAUCGUGUGGCAGGAAACAGAAGAUGGGAUGUUGGUAGUGAAUGUAACAUGGAGGAACAAGACUUACGUAGGUACACUUCUUGACUGCACACGACAUGACUGGGCACCCCCCAGGUUCUGUGACUCUCCCACCAGUGACUUGGAAAUGCGCAACGGUCGGGGUAGAGGCAAACGUAUGCGUCCCAACAGUAACACACCUGUCAAUGAGACAGCCACAGCCUCUGACAGCAAAGGGACCAGCAGUAGCAGCAAAACCCGAGCUGGAGCCAAUAGCAAAGGCCGUCGGGGCAGCCAGAAUUCUUCAGAACAUCGCCCAGCUGCCAGCAGCACCUCUGAGGAUGUCAAGGCCAGCCCUUCCUCAGCUACUAAGCGGAAAAACAAACCCCUUUCAGACAUGGAGCUGAAUUCUAGCUCAGAGGACUCCAAAGGGAGCAAGCGUGUCCGUACUAAUUCCAUGGGCUCAGCCACUGGCCCCCUUCCUGGGACCAAAGUGGAACCCACUGUUCUAGACAGAAAUUGUCCUUCCCCAGUACUGAUUGACUGUCCCCACCCAAACUGCAACAAAAAGUACAAGCACAUCAAUGGACUUAAGUACCACCAAGCUCAUGCCCAUACAGAUGACGACAGCAAGCCAGAAGCAGAUGGAGACAGUGAGUACGGAGAGGAGCCCACCCUACAUGCAGACCUCGGGAGCUGCAAUGGUGCAUCUGUCUCACAAAAAGGUUCCUUGUCCCCUGCCCGCUCCGCUACCCCCAAAGUUCGGCUCAUAGAGCCCCAUAGCCCUUCUCCUUCAAGCAAGUUCAGCACAAAAGGCCUCUGUAAGAAAAAGUUGAGUGGGGAAGGGGACACAGAUCUCGGGGCCUUAUCCAAUGAUGGCUCUGAUGAUGGACCCUCAGUAAUGGAUGAAACAAGCAAUGACGCCUUUGAUUCUUUGGAAAGGAAGUGUAUGGAAAAAGAAAAAUGUAAAAAGCCCUCUAGUUUGAAACCUGAAAAGAUUCCUUCCAAAAGUUUAAAGUCAGCCCGGCCCAUUGCCCCUGCCAUCCCCCCACAGCAGAUUUACACCUUCCAGACAGCCACCUUCACAGCAGCAAGCCCAGGCUCCUCCUCAGGCUUGACCACCACAGUGGUCCAGGCCAUGCCCAACAGCCCCCAGCUGAAGCCCAUUCAGCCCAAGCCCACUGUGAUGGGAGAACCUUUCACAGUCAACCCUGCCUUGACUCCAGCCAAGGACAAGAAAAAGAAAGACAAAAAAAAGAAGGAAUCUUCAAAGGAACUUGAAAGUCCUCUGACCCCUGGGAAGGUGUGUCGAGCAGAAGAAGGCAAAAGCCCAUUCAGGGAAUCAUCAGGAGAUGGGAUGAAGAUGGAGGUGCUCCUAAAUGGCUCCUCAGACCCCCACCAGAGCCGACUGGCUAGCAUCAAGGCGGAAGCUGACAAGAUCUACAGCUUCACGGACAAUGCUCCCAGCCCUUCAAUUGGAGGCUGUAGCCGCUUAGAUAACACUACCCCUACCCAGCCCAUGACCCCCUUACAUGUAGUGACCCAGAAUGGGGCUGAAGCCAGCUCAGUCAAAACCAACAGCCCUGCAUACUCCGACAUCUCUGAUGCGGGGGAGGAUGGGGAGGGCAAAGUGGAAAGCGUCAAAUCAAAGGACCCUGAACAGUUGGUUAAGGAUGGGGCCAAGAAAACCCUUUUCCCCCCUCAGCCACAGAGCAAAGACUCACCAUAUUACCAAGGCUUUGAGAGUUACUACUCUCCAAGUUACACACAAUCCAGCCCAGGGGCUCUGAACUCCAGCAGCCAGGCAGGGGUGGAGAGCCAGGCCCUGAAGACAAAAAAGGAUGAGGAGCCUGAGAGCAUAGAGGGAAAAGUGAAGAACGAUGCCUGUGAGGAAAAGAAACCAGAGCUGAGCAGUUCCAGUCAGCAGCCCUCCGUCAUCCAGCAACGUCCCAACAUGUAUAUGCAGUCCCUGUACUACAACCAGUAUGCCUAUAUGCCCCCCUAUGGCUACAGCGACCAGAGCUACCACACUCACCUCCUGAGCACUAACACAGCUUACCGGCAGCAGUAUGAAGAACAGCAGAAACGGCAGAGCUUGGAGCAGCAGCAGCGGGGACUGGAUAAGAAGGCAGAGAUGGGCCUGAAGGAGCGGGAGGCAGCACUCAAGGAAGAAUGGAAGCAAAAGCCGUCAGUUCCACCAAGUCUCACCAAGGCCCCCAGCCUGACAGACCUGGUGAAGUCAGGACCCGGGAAGGCCAAGGAGCAAGGGGCUGACCCUGCCAAAUCAGUCAUUAUUCCCAAGUUGGAUGACUCUUCCAAGCUCCCCAGCCAGGCCCCGGAAGGACUUAAAGUAAAGCUGAGUGAGGCCAGCCACCUAGGCAAGGAGGCCUCUGAGGCGAAGACAGGUGCCGAGUGUGGCCGACAGGCAGAGGUGGAUCCAAUACUCUGGUACCGACAGGAAGCAGAGCCCCGGAUGUGGACAUAUGUUUAUCCUGCCAAGUACUCAGACAUCAAGUCAGAGGACGAGCGGUGGAAGGAGGAGCGGGAACGCAAACUGAAGGAGGAAAGGAGUCGGAGUAAGGACUCUGUUCCCAAGGAGGACGGGAAGGAAAGCACAAGUAGUGACUGCAAGCUGCCCACGUCUGAGGAAUCCCGCCUCGGGAGCAAGGAGCCCCGACCAAGUGUCCACGUGCCUGUGUCCUCUCCCCUCACCCAGCACCAGUCCUACAUCCCCUACAUGCACGGCUACUCCUACAGCCAGUCCUAUGACCCCAACCACCCCAGCUACCGGGGCAUGCCUGCCGUGAUGAUGCAGAACUACCCAGGUUCCUACCUGCCUUCCAGCUACUCUUUCUCCCCGUAUGGCAGCAAGGUCUCAGGGGGUGAAGAUGCUGACAAGGCACGAGCCAGCCCCAGUGUCAGUUGUAAAUCCAGCUCAGAGUCCAAAGCCCUGGACCUCUUGCAGCAGCAUGCCAGUCAUUACAAGAGCAAGUCUCCCACGAUAAGUGAUAAAACUUCUCAGGAGAGAGAUCGGGGAGGCUGUGGGGCGGUUGGGGGUGGUGGCAGCUGUAGCAGCGUCGGGGGAGCAGGCGGGGGUGAAAGGAGUGUUGACCGGCCCCGAACCUCCCCUUCUCAGCGCCUGAUGUCCACACACCACCACCACCACCACUUGGGGUACUCAUUGCUCCCAGCACAGUACAACUUACCCUAUGCAGCAGGGCUUUCUUCUACAGCCAUUGUUGCCAGCCAGCAAGGCUCGACUCCUUCACUCUACCCACCCCCCCGGAGGUGAGAAUG